UCAUGCUGUAGCAAGUGUGUUUAGAGAAGGUAAGGAGACUGCUGUGGAUGUUGUCUGUGUGCAGGUGCUUUCUCUGAAGAACGCCCAGGAUGCCCACAAUGGGUAUCAAUCCCUUCUCUCUGAAAUCAAUGAUCCAAACACCAAAUACAUCCUGAGAACUGCAAACCGGCUCUAUGGAGAAAAGACCUUUGAGUUUCUUCCUUCAUUUACAGAGUCCAGUCAGAAAUCCUACCAUGCUGGCCUGGAACAGAUGGACUUCCUACAUGCUUGGGAGGAUGCCAGGAAACAAAUCAAUGGCUGGGUAGAGAAAAGGACUGAAGGUAAAAUUCAGAACCUGUUGGCAGAGGGAAUUCUGAAUUCCCUGACCAGGCUUGUGUUGGUGAAUGCCAUCUAUUUCAAAGGCAAUUGGGAAGAGCAGUUCAACAAACAGAGUACCAGAGAGAGGCCGUUCCAAAUUAAUAAGGUAUGA
This is a messenger RNA of Pyrgilauda ruficollis (rufous-necked snowfinch), 469 nucleotides long. RefSeq names its product serpin B6-like. Gene Ontology annotation, biological process: negative regulation of endopeptidase activity. Gene Ontology annotation, cellular component: cytoplasm. Lineage: Eukaryota; Metazoa; Chordata; Aves; Passeriformes; Passeridae. Gene Ontology annotation, molecular function: serine-type endopeptidase inhibitor activity. The transcript has 3 exons. The record is from RefSeq and is a predicted model, not a curated record. The annotation marks the transcript as partial.